Messenger RNA from Caretta caretta (loggerhead turtle), 5638 nucleotides. RefSeq names its product proprotein convertase subtilisin/kexin type 7 (gene PCSK7). Gene Ontology annotation, cellular component: Golgi membrane; trans-Golgi network. Gene Ontology annotation, molecular function: serine-type endopeptidase activity. Gene Ontology annotation, biological process: protein processing. NCBI's taxonomy places the organism in Eukaryota, Metazoa, Chordata, Testudines, Cheloniidae. The record is from RefSeq and is a predicted model, not a curated record.
UGCAAAGCAGCCACGUGAGAAACAGAAGGUGUGAGGAGGCGGAGCUCAGUGAACGCACCCUGAGCGGCCCCCCUCCGCCCACUCUGACAAGCCUGGACCCCGCCACUGCCCCCGGGAGCGGGGCCCCUGAAGCGCAGAGCAGAAGGUGACGCUGCGGGAACCAGGCUCCCCCCUGGCCGGGGGCACGGCUGGGCCCGUAGCGACUGUGGAGAAGGGGCAGGUCCCCCCCAGGCACAGCCCGCUUGUCUGAUGCCGCAUUGGAGGAGGAAGGCGCCAUUAUGGAGUGCUGUCAUGGAGGCCACCCUGUGUGUCCACACGUGCCUUUGGCUGACUGCAGCCUGGACUCCCUUGCUAGGGCCAAAUGGACUCGCACAGGGUUCAGAACUCGAUCCUGGGGCUAAAACCCAGGAGAUGGCGCAAGGCUCUGGAGAGUUAACCUGGGCCGUGCACUUGCAUGUGCCGGAGGGGCUGGCCUCCCAAGAAGAGGAGCUGGAGCAACAGGCAGACGAACUGGCCAGGACGGGAGGCCUGGUGAACCUGGGCCGGAUCGGGGAGUUAAAGGGCCGAUACCUCUUCACCCACCGUCCGAAUGACCAGACAGAACGGGGACCUGAGGCAAUAAGGAGACGGGUGGAGGCUUUACUCGCACAGCAUGGCCGCGUGCGGUGGCACUCUGAGCAGAAGCUUCUGAAGCGCUCCAAACGCAGCCUGCACUUUAAUGACCCCGAGUUCCCCCAUCAGUGGCAUCUGAACAAUCGGAGGACCCCGGGAAAGGAUAUCAACGUGACGGGCGUGUGGGAGCGGAACGUGACAGGCCGCGGCGUGACCGUCGUGGUCGUGGAUGAUGGCGUGGAGCACACCAUCCAAGAUAUACAGCCAAAUUACAGCCCUGAAGGCAGCUAUGAUUUGAACUCCAAUGACCCCGACCCUAUGCCCCGCCCUGACGCAGAAAACGGGAACCACCAUGGGACCCGGUGCGCUGGUGAAAUCGCAGCUGUCCCAAACAACGGCAUCUGUGCCGUGGGAGUUGCCUACGGCAGCCGCAUUGCAGGCAUCCGCGUCCUGGAUGGGCCCCUCACAGAUAGCAUGGAGGCUAUCGCUUUCAACAAGCACUAUCAGAUCAAUGACAUCUACAGCUGCAGCUGGGGUCCGGAUGAUGAUGGCAAAACUGUGGAUGGCCCUCACCAGCUAGGAAAGGCUGCCUUGCAACAUGGGGUGAUUGCUGGUCGCAGGGGCUUUGGAAGCAUUUUUGUCGUGGCCAGCGGCAAUGGAGGGCAGCACAAUGACAAUUGCAACUACGAUGGUUACGCCAACUCCAUCUACACCGUCACUAUAGGUGCGGUGGAUGACGAGGGGAACAGGCCGUUCUAUGCUGAGGAGUGUGCUUCCAUGCUGGCAGUGACCUUCAGCGGCGGGGAUAAGUUGAGGAGGAGCAUUGUGACUACAGACUGGAAUAUGGAGAAAGGCACAGGAUGCACCGAGGGUCACACAGGGACUUCAGCUGCUGCCCCCCUGGCAGCCGGCAUGAUUGCCUUGAUGCUCCAAGUGCGACCGUGUCUCACCUGGCGAGAUGUCCAGCACAUCAUUGUCUUCACAGCCACCAAGUACGAAGAUCGUCGCACCAACUGGGACACUAACCUGGCGGGCUUCAGCCACAGCCACGAGCACGGCUUCGGCUUGCUAAGCGCUUGGAGACUUGUCAACGCUGCCAAGAUCUGGGAAUCUGUCCCAUACUUAGCGUCGUACAUCAGCCCUGUUCUAAAGGAGGGCAGGACCGUCCCCCAGGUCCCUCAGGCAUUGGAAGUCACCUGGAAUGUCACAGCAGCCGACCUCACCUUGUCUGGCAUGAAGACCUUGGAGCACGUGGCAGUGACCGUCACCAUAACCCACCCUCGCCGUGGCAACCUGGAAAUCAAACUCCUCUGCCCCAGUGGCAUGGUGUCCAAGAUUGGGACCACCAGGAGCCUGGACUCAGAUCCCAAUGGCUUUGCUGACUGGACCUUCUCCACGGUGCGGUGCUGGGGGGAGGAAGCUCAGGGCAUGUACAGACUCAUCAUCAGGGAUGUCGGGGAUGAGACACUGAAGACAGGGACAUUGAAGCAGUGGCAGCUGACGCUUUACGGCUCUUCGUGGACUACGGCGGAGAUGAGGGAACGGCAAAGGCUGGUGGAGGACGCCAUGAGUGGCCAGUACUUGAGCCGUGGGGAGUCCCUGCCAUGCCCUCCAGGGCUGGAGAUCACCGAGGAGGAGCCGUACACCAUCACAGCUAACACCCUCAAGAUGCUCAUGUUGCUGGGAUGCUUUGCUGUCUUCUGGACUGUCUACUACAUGCUGGAGGUUUCCCUGUCCAGAAACAACGUGGUCUUCAAUCUGACGUGCAGCAGCUUCCCUGCCUGCCAAUGGUACCCCAGGGCUGGGCGGCAGAAGCACGUGGAGAAUGGGAUGGAUAUGGAGUCCAUCCCACUCAAUGCAGGGAAGGACAUGGAGGAUGUGGAGAUGGAGUUGGAGCAUCCACUGCCCAGCUCAGAGGCCCCAGAGAACUUAGGGGAAGAGAGAAGCUGGAGUCCCCAAGAUCCCAAACCGCACAGCAAUGGCCGAACCGCAGGCUUUCACGAAGCAAUCCAUUCAGGCUCAGCGUAUCUUGGCCGGGACCUGGCCUCCGAACUCCUCUCAGCAGACAGGGAGCAGCAGAUGUGCUAGCAGGAGCCGAGAGCUUGGGAUGCUGGGUGAUGUUGGGUCCUGUCCUUCCCUGGGUGCAGGGUGUGGGAGACUUUCCAACCCCCCCACAGAGCCGCUGCUGACUUGGGGAUUGUUGGCGUUGGAUGUGGCUCGGAUGACACAGGCCCACGGCUGAGAGGAUGGACAAGCGUCUUGCUCUCGACAUUCCCCAUCGCAAAGGCCCGUUUCCCUGCCUUUUAUAAACAAAACAAGCCUUAACUCAUUUUAUAAUGGAGUCUGUCCAGUGGCAAAACUCGGGCUUCCCUCCUUCCUCAGCCCUAGGCCCUGCGCUCCUGCUCCCUGCCCGUGAGCACCCAGCAUCCGCUGAACUGAGCUUCCUUUCAUCUCCCAGGGUGCCCCCCGCAGGGCCUGCCUGCUGCAUGGUGCACUCAGCGAGUCCGAGCGCUCUCCUGGGGCUGGCUUUGGAGUGGCACUUUCAGGUGUGGAGAGGGAAGCCAGAAGGUUUCCAUGAGGGCAGCCCCCAGACCCUAUGGCUGGUGCCCUCCCCGACAUGCGUUCUGCAGGCAGGGCACAGCCCUGGGGGAAAGGCAGAGAUGGUGGAAGGCUCCUCAGGAAUUCUCUCAGAGGGGAUUUGCCUAGGGAGAGCCCCAGCUUGACUCCUCUCAGCAGUUUGACCCCCGCACGUCUCCAUUGCCUUCAGUGGGGUCACUCCUGGCUGACAGCCCUGGGAGAGUGGUCAGGCCCUUAGUGUUGGAUUAGCGGCAGCCCAGCCCCGCGGCUGCGGUACUCGGAUGCCAGGGGUGGGUCAUGCAGGGUGAUUGUGCAGCGGGGAGAGCCUGGGUUCUGGACCUGGUGACUCUCUGGCUCAUGCUCUGGGGUUACACCCAGGAGUGGUUACAUGUACUGCAGGCACCCCCCGACUUUGCCCAGGCCCAAGCCCCUUGCCAGGAGCCCUGGGGCUGCCCCAAACUGCAUUAGUUGAGGAGACUGUCACUCCCUUAGUUACAGACCUGCAGGGACUAAAGGCCCAGCCCUUCAGCCAGCUGGAUCAUGGCCUGGCCACACGCUGUAUUGGACACACUGCGCAGGCUGCCCUGUCUGGCCGCCCCCAGGUUAACGGCUGUACAGUCCCUUCGGUCUUGUAGGGUUAGUUACUUCACUGAAUCUGGGGCUGGAUUUUCUGACCCAGAGGGGAGUCCAGCCGCACAGCUGUCUCUCUCCACGCCUCAUCUGUCUCUUGUCCUCAGCAUGGGCACCAUGCCAGCUGGCUUGGGCAGCUCGCUCGGGGUGGGUUUUGUACCCAGUGCACUUCAUGCUUCCCAGAGCUCGAACCAAGGGUCAGCACCCAGGCUCUGCGAGUGCUCCUGAGCUAUUGGGGGCCUUGAGAAAUGAGGGCUUGGGGAGGUGAUCGGCCAUGCCCGCCUGUAACCAGCAGGCUGGGAAGGCGAGAGCUAGGCUGUCCCUUUCCAGAGCCUACUGGGAGGUAGGGCACUGGCAGCCAUCAGGUAGGUGCAUGAGUUCCUCUCCCUGUGCAGUCAUGGUCUUGCACAGGAGUGUGCUGGGCAAUGUCUGAAAUCCUGGGAGCCCUUAGCCUGUUAGCAGGGGGCAGAGUGAGGCUUCAUGCAGUCACCUGCCCCGACAGAAGUGCCGUGCACCAGCUGUGAGUUCCCCAGCCCUGCACAUGGUUGGGUUAGCUGGACGGCAGCAGGGGCCAUGUGAGCACAGGGUGUGCUGGCCAGCCAUCUGUCUGUCUUUGCAUCGUGUCCCUUUGGCUUUGUUCCUGUUUUCAUGGCACAGGGGCAGGGGGAAGCUCUCACGCCGACCCCCGGGGCCCUGCUCAGCCAGCAACAGCCACAGUUUGGCUGGUGGUGUUUGUCAUUUAAGCUCUGAAGAUGCUGUCCUCCCUCUUGCCUGCCUGUGGCAUCGCCGCUUCAGGACCUGGGCUGUGUCUAAGCCUGCUGCUUAAAGCAGUGGUCCUCCCUGGGAGGAGACCCUUUAACUGCCUGGGUGAAGGCAUCCUGCAGCGCGAGAAGGCCCUUUACACAGUGUGUAGCCACUUAGUUGACUGUGUUAGCCAAUACGAAAUCUAGUGGCCUUGGCUUGGCUGACUGGUGUCUUCAUUCCCCCUUCCUCACCCAGCUGCCUUACCCUGCUGUCCGUGUUUUCUGGGCUCUGCCUGCUGGCAGCAGUGGUCUCCGUGCACUGCGCUUGUUUCACCUCCGGCUCUCUUAGUAGUUGGCUGACAUUAGCCAGGUAGACCAAAUGCUGACAAAAAAAUCUGUUUGCCCAUUUCCAACAGCAGUAAUUGCACCUUCCUCUCCCUGCUGUUCCGCUCCGGCCGCCACGCUCACCCCGUCCUCUCACAAAUUAGCAAUUGUCUGGCUAGAGGAAAUUAAAGGGCCUGGUUUGUCUUGGGCCUUGUGUGCGCAUUGAGGCCCGACACAGGGCAUUCGCAGCAAACACAGCUGGUUGGCCCAGCGAGUGCAGAGAGAAGGUGCCUUUCCCCCUGUCUAGUUGCUAUAGCUUGUCUGCGUCUGUGAUUCCCAGGACAGGGCCCAGAGGAAGGUGGGGUGUAGAAGGGUCUGUGCCCCUCCAGAUGCUUGAGGGGAAGCCAUCGGAGUGUUCCAAGGGUGACAGGACCCCGAUUCCAGCAAUACAUUGCAUGGCUGGAUGAGCGUGUCACGGGGACUCUGUGUCUCCAGCCAUGGCCCGCUCUGCUGCUUAGCACAGUGCUCCUCUGUCAGCUACGCUGAGGGAGCAGAUUUUAAAUCCUGAUGGGUUUUCCAGGUGAGCAUUUUAAGCGUUACAUUGGGGUUGACAGGUUGGGGGUUUUAGUUGUUUUUGCAGCAAUCCAUCACAGACAGUGGGAGCUUUUGUUUUUCUAAAGAUUUGGGGUUUUAUUUUUGAAACAGCAAAGGCCUUUUUGUGCAGCUUUCCAAAAUAAAGUCUUUAAAAACCA